AUGGACAAGGUCUCGGUUCAUCGCCGAAAAUCUAGCAACACAAUUUUUGCGAGUUCCCAUGGGGGUCACAGCAGUCUAGACGAAACAGAACCAGACCAUGCUAGUGGUGAUUAUGGCAUGCAACUCCUUCACCCCGUCCAAAUCUCAAGCUGGUUGUUUGGCUUCGCCAAUACAGUGAAUUCCACCGCUAUCAUCACUGAUCUGUACGAACUUGGUGAAUGGGUGCAGAUGUGCUUAGGGAUGCUAUUUGCGUUGGCAGAGUUCAAGAUGGCGAACGACCCUGGGGUGCAGAUUGUGGAGUGUUUCGGGUUUGAUUAUCACGCGUGGCUCGUGCAGACGUCUCUCUACAGGGAGACAUUCGGAAAGAGCAUAAGGAUUGUGCCGAGCUACCUCUCUGACCCACCUUCGAAGAGAAGACAUGACCGAGAAACUCAGCAAGCAGUCAAAAUCCGUCAUCGGGAAGAAGCAGAAGCAGAGUUGAUGGCUCGCCAGGACUUGCGUGAACACUUUGCUGAGCCAGAGUUACCACCGGUCUACCAAAUCGCCGCCGCCGCCUACCGAGAAGAUUCCGCGAUGACUUACCGCCUAUCCCAGUGGUAG
Messenger RNA from Suillus fuscotomentosus, 600 nucleotides. RefSeq lists its product as uncharacterized. The transcript is spliced from 6 exons. The coding region runs from base 1 to 600 and encodes 199 amino acids. NCBI's taxonomy places the organism in Eukaryota, Fungi, Basidiomycota, Agaricomycetes, Boletales, Suillaceae. The record is from RefSeq and is a predicted model, not a curated record.